CGGUUCUGCAAAUUCAUCUGCGCUCUGCAUGAAUAUCUAGUGUUGAAACUUAAGGACAGGAUAACAAGGACACAUUUCUUUGUUGUGUUUGUGUUUUCAAGUCUGUACGUUUUUGAGAGAGAGUUUUUCAAGAGAUUAUUCCUCUGCUAUAUUAUACGGAGAAACAACAAGUCUUGUGGCUGUAUUCGACAAACCAAAACAAUGGCUUUUAUGUUAAAGCACAUGAUAGGGGGGCAACUGAAGGACCUUACCGGGGGUCUUGGAGAAGAAAAACCUGAAGGAGAGAAGUCUGAUGCAGGGGCCAAAGGGAUGACACCAGAAGAGUUUGAGCAAUAUCAACAACAGCUGGCAGAGGAGAAGAUGGAGCGAGAUGCCAGCGUUGCCCAGAAGAAAGCCGAACGGGCCACAGUUAGGAGCCAUUUCAGGGAAAAAUAUCGUCUUCCAAAAAGUGAGUUGGACGACACACAGAUUCAGGCAGCGGGAGAUGAUGUGGAGCUGCCCACCGAGCUCGCCAAGAUGAUCGCCGAAGACAACCAGGAGGAAGAAAGCAAGCAGUCUGUUCUGGGUCAGCUGACCAACAUUCAAAAUAUAGAUAUUGAUCAGAUUAAAGAAAAGGCUCAGAGUACCCUUGAAGACCUCAAACAGUCUGCUGAAAAAUGUGAGGUUAUGUAGCCUAGGUCUAUAUACUUUUAACAAGCACAUGAGGGUUCACCUGCUGAUUCCAGAUCAGAUGGCUUUGAUGAUUUUAGCCACUAUUUAAAGGAGGCUAUAAAUGAAUCGGAUCUUGAAACAGCACAUCUGCAAAUAAUGUGUAUGCAGGCUAUGCUUUGACAAAAUGGUAAAUGAAGGCAAUAAUAAAAGGUUAAUAACUUUCCAGUGCUUGGAAUAUAUACCAACAUGUAUUUAUAUAUAAUAUUACAAACCAGUCUGGACUGUUACUUUAAGUUGCUAAAUAAAUACUGAAAUAUG
Misgurnus anguillicaudatus (oriental weatherfish) is the source of this 969-nucleotide messenger RNA. It is a transcript of the gene cplx3a, whose product is annotated as complexin 3a. NCBI's taxonomy places the organism in Eukaryota, Metazoa, Chordata, Actinopteri, Cypriniformes, Cobitidae. The record is from RefSeq and is a predicted model, not a curated record. Gene Ontology annotation, molecular function: syntaxin binding. Gene Ontology annotation, cellular component: terminal bouton; SNARE complex. Gene Ontology annotation, biological process: synaptic vesicle exocytosis; neurotransmitter transport; regulation of neurotransmitter secretion.